Messenger RNA from Acanthosepion pharaonis, 720 nucleotides. The record is from the annotation of a GenBank genome assembly. NCBI's taxonomy places the organism in Eukaryota, Metazoa, Mollusca, Cephalopoda, Sepiida, Sepiidae.
AUGUCAGUUUGUUCAUAUUUACUCAUAUAUCUAUCUCAUUUUGUUCAUAUCUAUCUAUCUAUCUAUCUAUCUAUCUAUCUAUCUAUCUAUCUAUGUCAGUUUGUUCAUAUUUACUCAUAUAUUUAUCUCAUUUUGUUCAUAUCUAUCUAUCUAUCUAUCUAUCUAUCUAUCUAUCUAUCUAUCUAUGUCAGUUUGUUCAUAUUUACUCAUAUAUCUAUCUCAUUUUGUUCAUAUCUAUCCAUUCAUCUAUAUAUAUAUCUUAGUUUGUUCACAUCUAUCUAUCUAUCUAUCUAUCUCAGUUUGUUCCUAUCUAUCUAUCUAUCUAUCUAUCUAUCUAUCUAUCUAUCUAUGUCAGUUUGUUCAUAUUUACUCAUAUAUCUAUCUCAUUUUGUUCAUAUCUAUCCAUUCAUCUAUAUAUCUAUCUCAGUUUGUUCCUAUCUAUCUAUCUAUCUAUCUAUCUAUCUAUCUAUCUCAGUUUGUUCCUAUCUAUCUAUCUAUCUAUCUAUUUCAUUUUUUUCAUUGCUUCUUUCGUUGUCUGUCCUUUCGUCUUUAUCUAACCGUUAUCUAUCUAUCUAUCUAUCUAUCUAUCUAUCUAUCUAUCUAUCUAUGAGUUCUAACUGUUAUCUAUCUAUCUAUCUAUCUAUCUAUCUAUCUCUAUCUAUCUAUGUUCUAACCGUUAUCUAUCUAUCUAUCUAUCUAUCUAUUUGUUUGUCAGUUUAA